Molecule: messenger RNA, 327 nt
Organism: Desarmillaria tabescens
Lineage: Eukaryota; Fungi; Basidiomycota; Agaricomycetes; Agaricales; Physalacriaceae
Exons: 1
Coding region: 59-310 (83 amino acids)
Source: RefSeq, a predicted model, not a curated record
UCUAAAGUACUUCGACUUUCUUUGGCUUUGAUCUCCACGGUGGGAGCGGGUUCCGGACAUGUCGACAAUAGCGCUACCUGCUCUCCUUGUGUUAUUAGGUCUGCUCUGUCGGAGAUCCGCAGAAAGUUUUCAAAUAUCCAGAUGUCAUUAUUAUAAGUCAAGGAUGGUACUAGGACGCACAAUGUGUCGGAGUUUGCUACUAGCUUUUACAUCCUGGUGGUUCUGGUCUGAUCAUAUCACUUAUCAGAAUUGGCUCGCCAGUCAAAAGCAAUGGCGUGAAUGGUAUGCCGUCAUGUACAACAUCUUUUGACACAAAUAUCAGAGUUC